This is a messenger RNA of Lontra canadensis (Northern American river otter), 1028 nucleotides long. It is a transcript of the gene CLXN, whose product is annotated as EF-hand calcium binding domain 1. Gene Ontology annotation, molecular function: calcium ion binding. NCBI's taxonomy places the organism in Eukaryota, Metazoa, Chordata, Mammalia, Carnivora, Mustelidae. The transcript is spliced from 7 exons. The record is from RefSeq and is a predicted model, not a curated record. Bases 68 to 706 code for a protein of 212 amino acids.
GCAAGCAAGGGUCGCGUUAGCCGCGCGCCCCUAGACAUCCGCCGCUGCCCAAUUCCCUACCGCCGGCAUGAACCGCAAGAAGCUGCAGAAGUUGACGGACACCUUAAUUAAAAAUUGCAAGCACUUUAAUAAAUUUGAAGUAAACUGUCUUAUAAAUCUUUUUUAUAAUUUGGUGGGAGAAGUAACAGAGCGGCAAGGUACCACCAUUGGGCUAGAUCGUAAUGCAUUUCGAAACAUCCUGCACGUGACAUUUGGAAUGACAGAUGACAUGAUUAUGGACAGAGUAUUCCGAGGUUUUGAUAAGGACAACGAUGGCUGUGUAAACGUAUCAGAGUGGAUUUAUGGAUUAUCAGUAUUUCUUCGAGGAACUUUGGAAGAAAAAAUGAAAUAUUGCUUUGAGGUGUUUGAUUUGAAUGGUGAUGGAUUCAUUUCAAAGGAGGAAAUGUUCCAUAUGUUGAAGAACAGCCUACUCAAACAGCCAUCUGAAGAAGACCCUGAUGAAGGAAUUAAAGAUUUGGUUGAAAUAACACUUAAAAAAAUGGACCAUGACCAUGAUGGGAAGCUGUCUUUCACAGACUAUGAACAGGCUGUAAGAGAAGAGACCCUUCUACUAGAAGCUUUUGGACCAUGUCUUCCUGAUCCAAAGAGUCAUAUGGAAUUUGAAGCUCAAGUAUUCAAAGAUCCGAGUGAAUUCAAUGAUAUAUGAAUACCUAAAUGUGUUGUCUCAAGUACCCCUUAACAGGAAACACAUCAUAUCAUGUCCCACCAGCAAUGAAGUCCUGAAGACAGAACUGCUUCCUCCAUUCAGCAGGUGCCUGUAGGCGUUUGAUGCAACAUGAGAAAGAUGGGACCUACUUGGUUUCCUAUAGCUACUGUUUACCUCUUUCUUAAAUGCAUGCAGGCAGCUGAGAGAAGUAUUAUGCACAUAGUCCUCUGUCCAUAUAUAAACAUUCAGAGACUAUUUGGGACAUUAAAUCCCUUUUGUUACUAUAUAUGUGUCAAGUUUAAGCAAAAGUACACCUUGUAUU